This is a messenger RNA of Gossypium raimondii (Peruvian cotton), 2070 nucleotides long. RefSeq names its product rop guanine nucleotide exchange factor 7. Gene Ontology annotation, molecular function: guanyl-nucleotide exchange factor activity. NCBI's taxonomy places the organism in Eukaryota, Viridiplantae, Streptophyta, Magnoliopsida, Malvales, Malvaceae. The record is from RefSeq and is a predicted model, not a curated record.
CAUGGUUACAACCGUAUGGAUGGAUAUUUCACCCACCAACAACAAAUAGUUCCACCAAACACCACAUUAUCACAACAACAGCAUUGCCAGUUCAAGCCUUGUUUGUCUUCACCAAAGCCUAAAGCUGACAGCUUUUGGGUUUCAAAAUCUGUUACCAGCUUGUGUUGCAAAGACAUAGACACAAACAGCACUUGCUUGCAGAGGCUAAAGCAUAGUGGCAAUAAAGCUGAAAUGGAGGACUUGGUUGAAAAAAACCGAAGCUUUGUAGAUAAAAAUGAAAACUUCGUUGAAAAUGAGGUGCAAUUGGGUACAUCUGCAGUGUUGCUUGAAGACAAGGGUUGUGAAAGUAGUUCAAGUUCUGAUAUUUUGACAGCAGAAACAAAGAGCAACAAAGAACACAGUGACAGUAGUUCCUGCUCCACUUCUAGUUGUAGUGAAGAUGCAAAGGAGGCCCCAUUGGAUGAUACAAAAUUAAAGAAACAAAGCUCCACGAUUUCAGAGAUUGAAUUGAUGAAGGAAAGAUUUGCUAAAUUGCUGCUUGGUGAAGAUAUGUCUGGUUGUGGAAAUGGUGUUUGCACAGCUUUGGCUAUUUCAAAUGCCAUCACCAAUCUUUGUGCCACCUUAUUUGGGCAAAUGUGGAGGCUAGAACCGGUUCCGGUCGAGAAGAAAUCGAUGUGGCGACGAGAGAUCGAAUGGCUUCUUUGUGUUAGUGAUCACAUUGUUGAAUUGGUACCUUCAUUUCAGACUUUUCCUGAUGGAACUAAGCUUGAGGUCAUGACUUGUAGGCCUCGAUCGGAUCUUUACGUUAACCUCCCUGCAUUGAGAAAAUUGGACAACAUGCUUCUUGAAAUACUAGAUAGCUUUGUCGAUACCGAGUUUUGGUAUGUUGAUCAAGGGAUAGUAGCCCCGGAAGCUGAUGGAUUGAUGAACUGUUUCGGAAAAGCCCUUCAACGACAAGAGGAAAAAUGGUGGCUUCCCGUACCUCGAGUACCUCCAGGAGGCCUCGAUGAUAGAUCACGAAAGCAAUUGCAACAUAAACGGGAUUGCACGAACCAGAUACUAAAAGCUGCAAUGGCUAUCAACAAUGUUACUCUUGCUGAUAUUGAAGUCCCCGAAUCGUAUUUGGAAGCACUUCCAAAGAAUGGUCGAGCCAAUUUAGGUGAUGUCAUUUAUCGACAUAUUUCAUCAGAUAUGUUUACACCCGAAUGUCUUCUCGAUUGCCUUAAUUUGUCCUCCGAACAUCAAGCUAUAGAGAUUGCCAACCGAGUGGAGGCCUCGAUGUAUUUAUGGCGUAAAAGGCCUGUCAACAAUGCAGCCCGGUCGAGUUGGGAAUUGGUCAAGGACUUGAUGGUUGAUGUAGACAAGAGAGACAUACUCGCGGACCGAGCUGAGAGCCUCCUCCUUUGCUUGAAGCAAAGGUUCCCCGGUCUUCCUCAAACUACGUUAGACAUGACCAAAAUUCAAUACAACAAGGAUGUUGGGAAAUCGAUUCUAGAAAGCUACUCGAGAGUGUUGGAGAGCCUUGCGCAUAACAUUGUUGCACGUAUCGACGAUCUGCUCUACAUAGAUGACUUAACGAAACAUUCGGAGCAAUUCUCUUCGCUGUUACGAGCCGGUUUAAUAGGUCCAAAGAGUGUUUCAAGCACACCUUAUAGAACAACAUUUACCACCCCAAACUUUUCACCGGCACAGCUAGCUAGCCCCGCGAAGGUGGAUAGAUCAUCAUUUUCCGCAAGCGACAAAAUCGCACAUGGCAGCAUGGGUGCGAAGAAGGUCUUGACGGAUUAUCUUAGUAUCAAUUUAAGCACGAAAGAAUCAAGUUCGAGCACUUAUCAAGAAACAUCGGUAUCGUUUGAACAUCGAAAUGAGGAGCCGGUUCCAGAGAAAGAGAGUGAGAUUGUUUGCCAUGAAACCCGAUUUUCGGCGAAAACUGUUGUUUCAGUUGAAUCUAUUUGGUAGGAACAGGGAGAUGCUUGAGAAUGUUUCAACAUUUACACAUUUGUGUAACUUGUAUCCUUCGUAGAUAUUAAAAAAAUAAAUAAAGAGUUAAUCUAAUUUUUGGCCCCUGAA